Messenger RNA from Diatraea saccharalis (sugarcane borer), 2999 nucleotides. Lineage: Eukaryota; Metazoa; Arthropoda; Insecta; Lepidoptera; Crambidae. The record is from the annotation of a GenBank genome assembly.
AAAACUGGACUCAUUUGAACACCAGCUUCGAGGAGCUGCCGUUGGACAUGAGAUUCAACCAUGGACAUAUGGUGUCUAUAACUGUGUACAGUGUACUGAUGGUGAUAUCAGCUACUGGGAACUUGACAGUGUUAUCGCAGUUAGUGAAAAGAAGAAGGGCGGGGAGGGCGAGCCGGUUGGAUGUACUCCUUAUGCAUUUAGCUGUAGCUGAUUUAAUGGUGACAUUCCUCAUGAUGCCAUUGGAGAUAGCGUGGGCAGGUACGGUACAAUGGCUGGCCGGGGACCUCAUGUGCAGACUGAUGAUGUUCACGCGUACCUUCGGCCUUUAUCUCUCCAGCUUCGUGCUCAUCUGCAUAGCCAUCGAUAGGUAAAUAUCUUUAUCUAUCUAUCUAUAUGAUCAUUAUCAGCUUAUUUCCACUAAUCACUACGCCUCAUGGAGCUCCUAUUUAUUUAUCCACGAAUCCCUUUCUCCUCCAGUUUUAACAAAUUUCAACUCCAAUAUCCUCCAAAAAAACAUAACAAAAAGUAGUGGUAUUCUCAUCGACGUAAAUGUCUAUCAAAUGAGAAAGAGUAUCCAAUUCGAAAAAAAUCUUUUAAACUGUGAUUGAAAUCCUAGACAGCCCGCAUCUUGGGAGUAUGUAUGUCUUGAUAAAAUUGAAAACAGUUUUUUAAAUUAAUCAGAUAACAUAUAUUAAUUAUAACACAUAUCAAGUAACCUACUAAUAUUAUAAAGGUGAUAAUAUAAUAGAACAGAUUUAAGCACUAUGAAAAUAUAAAUGAAAUGAAAUGAAAAUAUCUUUAUUCAAGUAAGCUUAUUUCAAGCACAUUUGUCUCGUCUAAAAAAAUUUUUCACCCUACCACUUGUUCAGGACGUCUUUUGGCUGACAAGAAGAACAAGCGAAAGAAACUUACCAGCUCUUUCUCAAAAUAAUAUGUAUUAUCACAAUAAUAAAUACAACUUUCAAAGUCUGUGGGGCAAAGGUUGUACAUAUAAUUAGUCGUUAUAGAACAAAGCGAAGGCUAUUAAUUUCAUGCAUUGCGUUCCUUAAAAUAAUCAUCAAGCUUAUAUGUAAUAGCCUUUACUCAUAAGUAUGUUCUUUACAUGAAUUUUAAAUUUAUUUAUGGGUAGGUCAAUUACAUUAUGUGGAACUUUAUCGAACAUAGCAAUGCAUUUACCUAGAAAUGAUCCUCUGGUUUUCUGAAGUCUGAAUCUUGGAACGGCAAGUUUAUUUUUAUUUCUUGUGGUAAGAAUACGAACACUACUUUUUUAUGUGAAGGAAUCGUAAUGUUUUCUUGCGUACAUGAUAUUAUCAUAUAUAUAUUGAGAGGCAACAGUCAAAAUAUUUAUUUCUUUAAAUAUUUCUCUGAGAGAUUCCCUAGACCGUAAAUGAUAUAUAGCGCAGACAGCUCUCUUUUGUAGAAUAAAAAUAUCUUGAAUGCUAGCCACAGAACCCCACAACAAUAGACCUUAUGUCAUUACACUAUGAAAAUAGCUAAAAUAUACCAAUCUUGCGGUUUCAACAUUUAUCAAGAGUCUAAUUUUCUUAACAGCAAAUGCUGCAAAACUCAGUCUACUUGACAAGUUACCAAUAUGAGGAUCCCAUUGCAGUCAGGAUUUAAACAUUAUCAGCUUCAGAAUACUGAUUUACGUUUAAAUUUAGAAAAAAAAACUAAAUUAUUCGUUUUUGCCAGUGGUAUAUUCCUCUUAUAAUCGAAGUUCGAUUUAUAUUCCGAACUCGAAUCACAGCUGGGUCGGCGAACAACUUUAUUAUUGCGUUCUAAAUCUCAUAGGAUGAAACUUUGGAAUCAGUCACAUACUAUAUGAACUUUACUAUACGAAACUUUGGAAUCAGUCUCGGAAUCACUUUGUACACAGAAGUGAUUUUACUAGGUACUCGUACAUAUAUUUUACAGUUACAGUUUCUAAAGAAACAAUUGACUAACUUUUAUACCUAUUUAUCUUUAGAUAAUAAUCAUAUAUCGUAGUUUAAAGUUUUACUGAGACUUCAAUGAAUUGGUAUGUUGAAUUUAUGAUUCACUCUGAUCAAAGUUUACAAUGCUAUCCGACCGAAUUCCGAUCGCUAAAUCAAAGUGAUUUUAUUUUAUGAUUUGUUGCAAGUCUCUACAAGUAAAUGUAUCGUUUUUUGUUUUUUUUUUAUAAUGAUAGGCUUACUCACAUAAUUUCCCUUUUUAAAAUAUCUUAAUUAUUUGAAAACAUGCUUUCAAAUUUGAAGACAGCUCAGUGAGUGUGUUUGCGAUCACUAAUUAAUAAUAAUUAAUUUUCACCCACACUUUCGUUUUUCACCUUGUCGUUUUAAUAAAAGACGACAAGUUUUAUAAAUUUAAGGCCGUACUGGACGCCCGCGGGCACAUUUGCGGUGACGACCGCGGCGCGCGAAAUUGGUCCGUUUCCGACGCUAGGUGGUUAGCAGAGCAAUUCUGUAGUAAUCCGAACCCGAAUUCGAAUUCACUCAGGUGAGCGAAUUCGAAUUCUCGACCUUAGAGGUCUCUAUUAAUCAUUUGUGUGUAUUAUUAUUUCAGAUAUUAUGCAAUCCUCAAGCCCCUAAAUAUUACGUGGGAAGCGGGAGUGAAACGAGCGUUGAUGAUAGCAUGGGGCUGCGCUGUCUUGGCCAGUUUGCCACAAAGCUUCAUUUUCCAUUUAGAUGAGCAUCCAGAAGUUAAAGGGUAAGUUAUAUUACAUCGCAUAUUUCUAACAUUACUCCUACGGCAAACAGUUUUAAUUUUGAACAAACGAAAAACACGUGAUUGGUUUAAGUAUAUGUUUAAGGAACUGUGUACUGCUAAAGAAGGCCCACUGAUUGCUAAAAAUAGGUUUAAAUUACAUAUUUUUGGACUAACUAAUCAGUCCGUGCGGAAGUGCAAUUGAAACGUAUUCUAGUUUCCUUUGUAGAAAUCUAAAAGUCUAAACAAUGGGCAGUAUUAAAAUUAUCUUUUUAUAAGAAACUUUUGUUUGAUCAACAGAGCAAUUCCGUAAAAAU